CAUCUCCAUCCGCGCCGCUUCCGACAGCUGGCGGCCGCGGGGAGCCCCGGGGGGCCGACAGGUACGGGGGUGGCUGCGAGGUUGGGAGUGGGCGGUGGAACAGCUGUGACCGCCCCGAGUCCCGGGGGAGCCGCGGCGGGACUGCUGGGCGCCGAAGUGCGCGUUAAUCAUUAACCCUCCGCGGCCCGGCUGCCCAGGUAACGCGUGAGGAUGCCCUCCUCGCCACCACGCCUGCCGCCCCCUUAUCUCCCCCGCCACCUGUCACCCUCAGGAGCUCCCGCUCGGCCUCGCGCCCCGGCAGGCCCCGUCCGGGUGCUGGAGUGAGACUCUCGCGCUGGCCUCUGGAGCGCGGGGUGGGCGCCCCGUCACCCUGCACCCAGCUUCCCCGGCCGGUACCCGCAGGGCCGGCCUCCGGGCGCCAUGCCCGGCCUGUACUGCCCCUCCAGCUGGACGCCGCUGCCGCUCACGGACUCCUGGGUCCGGGCCUGCGCCAACGGCCCCUGCCUCAGCGUGCGGGCCCGGCUUACCUACCGCAACCCGCAGCCGCAGCCGGUGGACGGCGUGUUCGUGUACCCUCUGGCCGAGGCCGAGGUGGUGUCCGGCUUCGAGGCCGAGGCCGCCGGACGGCGCGUCUCCUUCCAGCUGCAGAGCCGGCGCCGCUCGCAGGCCGCCUGCUGCCGCGCUCUGGGCCCCGGGUUGGGGACCCCGACGCCCCGCCGCUGCGCGCAGGGUCAUCUUGUCUUGGAUCUGGCCCAGGCCCGGUCCACGUUGGUGCUGCCCACAGGCCUUAUCGCCGCGGCUGGCACCAUGACGGUGACCCUGCACAGCAGCCGGGAGCUGCCCUCAAGGCCUGACGGGGUGCUGCAUGUGGCCCUGCCCACUGUGCUCACCCCGCUGGCGCCGCCAGGCCCGCCGGGGCCCCCUAGGCCUCCGGGGCUCUGUGACGACAGUGGCCCAGUGACCCUCCUCAUGCUCCCUUCCAGCCCCACCAGCUGCUUCGGGGUGGGCAGCCCUCAGGAGGAAGGGCUGGCCUGGGAGGAGCCGGCUGCCCCUCGGGACGUGUUCUCAGGCCCUGCCCGCUGCCCUGCCCCAUAUACCUUCUCCUUCGAGAUGCUGGUGACUGGGCCAUGCCUGCUUGCAGGCCUGGAGAGCCCCUCUCAUGCUCUGCGGGCAGAUGCCCCCCCUCAUGCCAGCUCUGCAGCCACCAUCUGUGUCACACUGGCAGAGGGCCACCACUGUGACCGGGCCUUGGAGAUCCUGCUGCACCCCAGUGAGCCCCAUCAGCCACACCUGAUGCUGGAGGGCGGCAGCCUGAGCUCAGCAGAAUAUGAGGCCCGGGUAAGGGCCCGCCGAGAUUUCCAGAGGCUACAGCGAAGGGACAGUGAUGGGGACCGGCAGGUGUGGUUCCUGCAGCGACGCUUCCACAAGGACAUACUGCUGAACCCCGUGCUGGUGCUGAGCUUCUGCCCGGACCUGAGCUCCAAGCCCGGACACCUGGGGACAGCUACACGGGAGCUACUCUUCCUUUUGGAUGGCAGCAGCGUGGCACACAAGGAUGCCAUUGUUUUGGCUGUGAAGUCCCUCCCACCCCAGACGCUUAUCAACCUGGCCGUGUUUGGGACAUUGGUGCAGCCACUCUUCCCAGAGAGCCGGCCUUGCAGUGAUGAUGCUGUGCAGCUGAUCUGCGAGAGCAUUGAGACCCUGCAGGUUCCGAGUGGGCCCCCAGACGUGCUGGCUGCUCUGGACUGGGCCAUGGGGCAGCCCCAGCACAGGGCCUACCCUCGGCAGCUGUUCCUGCUCACUGCUGCCUCACCCAUGGCCGCCACUACCCACCGAACCCUGGAGCUCAUGAGGUGGCACAGGGGGACAGCAAGAUGCUUCUCCUUUGGGCUGGGGCCCACCUGCCACCAGCUGCUCCAGGGUUUAUCUGCCCUCAGCAGAGGCCAGGCCUACUUCCUGAGGCCUGGGCAGAGGCUGCAGCCCAUGCUGGUGCAGGCUCUGCGGAAGGCACUGGAGCCUGCUUUAAGUGACAUCUCUGUGGACUGGUUUGUGCCCGACACCGUGGAGGCACUGCUGACCCCCCGGGAGAUCCCAGCACUCUACCCUGGGGACCAGCUGCUUGGUUACUGCUCACUCUUCAGGGUGGAUGGCUUCCGGCCCCGCCCACCAGGGGGCCAAGAGCCUGGCUGGCAGAGCUUGGGUGGGUCCGUGUUUCCAUCCCCAGAAGAGGCCCAAUCUGCUGCCAGCCCUGGCACUGAGCCCACUGGCACCUCAGAGCCACUGGGAACAGGCACUGUAUCAGCAGAACUGUCCAGCCCAUGGGCUGCCAGGGACUCGGAGCGGAGUACUGAUGCUCUGACAGACCCAGUCACAGAUCCUGGACCCAACCCCUCUGACACAGCCAUAUGGCGCCGCAUCUUCCAGUCCUCGUACAUUCGGGAGCAGUAUGUGCUCACCCACUGCUCUGCCAGCCCCGAGCCAGGCCCAGGCUCCACAGGCAGCAGUGAGUCCCCAGGCUCCCAGGGCCCUGGCUCCCCCGAAGGUAGUGCUCCCCUGGAGCCCCCUUCUCAGCAGGGCUGCCGCAGUCUGGCCUGGGGAGAACCUGCAGGCUCCCGCUCCUGUCCCCUGCCUGCACCCACACCAGCUCCAUUCAAGGUGGGGGCCUUGAGUACUGAGGUGCUGGGUCGUCAGCACAGAGCUGCUCUGGCUGGCCGAAGCCUCUCAUCCCCUCCAGGCCGGGCAAACCAAGUGCCCGGCCGACCCCGGAAACCCUCUCUGGGUGCAAUACUAGAUGGCCCAAGUCCUGAGCCAGGCCAACAAUUGGGACAAGGCCUGGACGACUCAGGAAACCUGCUCUCCCCAGCCCCCAUGGACUGGGACAUGCUGAUGGAACCACCCUUCUUAUUCAUGGCUGUGCCUCCUAGUGGGGAGUCGGCCCCUCCGGCAGUGCUUCCCCAGGCUCCACGCUGCCAUGUGGUGAUCCGGGGCCUGUGUGGGGAGCAGCCUAUGUGCUGGGAGGUGGGUGUUGGGCUGGAGACACUGUGGGGACCUGGAGAUGGCUCACAGCCUCCCUCACCUCCUGUAAGAGAAGCUGCUUGGGACCAAGCACUCCAUCGAUUGACAGCAGCCUCUGUGGUCCGGGACAAUGAGCAGCUGGCCCUCCGAGGAGGGGCAGAGACCACAGCUGACCGGGGCCAUGCCCGGAGGUGCUGGCUUCGAGCCCUUCAGACAAGUAAGGUCAGCUCUGCCCCCUCCUGCUUCACUUGCCCUGUAGCUGUGGAUGCUACUACUAGGGAGGUCCUGCCUGGGGCCCUGCAGGUGUGCAGCUCAGAGCCCGCUGAACCCCCAGGAACCCCUCCUGCCUCUCACAGCUAUCUAGCUGCAGCUCCUCUGCCCACUGUUGUCUACUCUAAAGGACUUCAGAGAGGCUCUCCAGCAGGCGCCUGGGACUCGGACCAAAAUGACAACUCCAAGUGUGCUUUGGGGGACCCUGCCACUCCCACGGAAGGUCCUCGCCGCUCACCUCCCCGUCCUCCCGGUCGGCUCAGCAUGGGCCGCCGUCACAAACUCUGUAGCCCUGACCCGGGCCAGGCCAACAACAGUGAAGGCAGCGACCAUGACUACCUGCCCUUGGUGCGGCUGCAGGAGGCACCAGGCUCCUUCCGCCUGGACGCGCCCUUCUGUGCCGCUGUGCGCAUCUCGCAGGAGCGCCUCUGCCGCGCCUCGCCCUUUGCCGUGCACCGUGCCAGCCUCAGCCCCACCUCGGCCUCAUUGCCCUGGGCACUUCUGGGCCCUGGUGUUGGCCAGGGUGACAGUGCUACGGCCUCCUGCAGCCCAUCCCCCAGCUCGGGCUCCGAGGGGCCAGGCCAGGUGGACAGUGGGCGGGGCUCAGACACCGAGGCCUCCGAGGGGGCGGAAGGGCUGGGCGGCACCGACCUGCGGGGCCGGACCUGGGCCACUGCCGUGGCACUCGCCUGGCUGGAGCACCGAUGCGCCGCUGCCUUCGGCGAGUGGGAACUGACAGCGGCCAAGGCUGAUUGCUGGCUGCGGGCCCAGCACUUGCCUGACGGCCUUGACCUGGCCGCCCUCAAGGCGGCAGCUCGGGGGCUCUUCCUGCUACUGCGCCACUGGGACCAAAACCUGCAGCUACACCUGCUGUGCUACAGCCCAGCGAACGUGUGAAGGCUGCCCGCUGCUGCUUGGGCCGGCGCCCCACCCAACACACUCAUCACUGCCGCCCAAGGCUGGCCUCUUGGUGCUGGGAAAGUGUAGGCUGGUGCCAGCCUGUCCCCCACUGCUUCUUACUCCCUCCCUAGAGCCCUCUUGCCCCCACAAAAAGUGCCUGCCUGUGCUCUCUCCCGCUCCUCCCACCCCACUCACACUCCCCUCCAUCCUCUGAGCUCCCUGCAGCACAGUGGAAGGGUAGAGAGCCACAGUCCCCAAAUCCUAUGCAAUAAAGUGCCUCUUAGGACUGCU
This is a messenger RNA of Symphalangus syndactylus (siamang), 4476 nucleotides long. It is a transcript of the gene VWA5B2, whose product is annotated as von Willebrand factor A domain containing 5B2. NCBI's taxonomy places the organism in Eukaryota, Metazoa, Chordata, Mammalia, Primates, Hylobatidae. The record is from RefSeq and is a predicted model, not a curated record.